AUGGCCGUUGACGAGGAGAAAAAGAAGAAGAAGGACAAGGAAGAGAAGAAGGAAAAGAAGGAAAAGGAGGAUAAGCCAAAGAAGGAGAAGGGGGAUAAGGAGAAGGGGGAUAAAAAGGAGAAGUCAGGCCGCGGUGCUCCUGUCGCCAAGCAGGCUCCGGCGAAUGACUACCUAGCAGGCAUUGAUCUUCCCUCUUCCGAUGAGGAUGAUGAUUUCGAGGAGCGGGGCCGUGUGGAUGAGGAGGCAACACGCGCACCUAUCAUGGCGGGGACCAGCCGCGACAACAAGAAACUGGCGGAUAAGGAACGAAAAGCUCUAGAAGCAGCCGUACGCGCCAAGGAGGAUGCGCUUCGAGAAGACGAGAAUGUCUUUGAUGUGUCUUACGAGGGCAUGGGAGAUGACGUGUCUGCCACAGCGACGGACGUAAAGGUCCAAAACCUGACGAUUCGUGCCAAAGGCAAGCUGCUUCUGGAGAACACGGCUGUUACCGUCGCGGCAGGGCGUCGCUAUGGGCUUGUGGGCCCGAACGGUCGUGGCAAGUCGACCCUAUUGCGGCUAAUGGCCCGCCGGCAGAUCCCUGUGCCCCUGAAUAUUGAUGUCCUGCUUGUGGAGCAAGAGAUUGUGGGCGAUGACAGGACCGCACUUCAGGCCGUAGUGGAAGCGGACGUGGAGCUCAUGCGGUUGCGGGAAGAGGAGAAGGAUCUUAUGGACCAGCUACAGGAUGAAGAAAAACAACCCGAAGACUUCGACCACGACACGGCGCAGGAACGCUUGAACGAGAUAUAUGAGCGCAUGGCCCAGAUCGGUGCGGCGAGCGCUGAGUCUCGUGCCUCAAAAAUUCUCCACGGUCUUGGUUUCACGGAGGCAAUGCAGAAGCGGGCAACACAAUCUUUCAGUGGCGGCUGGCGCAUGCGCAUAUCCCUCGCCCGCGCCCUUUACAUCCAGCCAACGCUGCUGCUGUUGGAUGAGCCCACGAACCACUUGGACCUUCGCGCGGUACUUUGGCUGGAGGAGUAUCUGAUGCGCUGGAAGAAGACACUCAUCGUUGUCUCGCACGACCGCGACUUCCUCAACUCAGUUACCACCGAUAUCAUUCACCUGCACGACAACAAGCUGCACCAAUAUCGUGGGAAUUUCGCGCAGUUUGAGGAGAUGUAUGAACAGAAGCGACGCGAGGUCAAUAAGGCUUAUGAGAAGUAUGAGAAGCAGCUCAAGGCAGCUAAAAGCGGUGGCGGAAAGGACGCCAAGGCGAAGGCGGAGAAGGUCACGAGCAACGCUACGAAAAGCCAGGCCAAGCGGAGAGGCAAUGUUGCAGACGACGGUGCAUCCAGCUCUGCCGCAUCUGCACCACAACGCUGGUCUGACUACACGGUGGAGUUCCACUUCCCGGAGCCCACGGAGCUGCCCCCGCCGCUCAUUCAGCUCAUCGAUGUGGACUUCAAGUAUCCGGGGAGGGACGACUUCGGGCUCAAAGGCGUCAAUAUGGGCAUGGACAUGGGCUCGCGGAUCGCGAUCGUGGGUCCCAACGGUGCAGGCAAGACGACUCUGAUGAACCUGCUGUCGGGUGAUAUCUCGCCAGUCAACGGCGAGUCCCGUCGCAGCCAUAAGCUACGCAUCGGGAGGUACGCACAGCAUUUCGUUGAUGCGCUGUCUUUUGACGAGAACCCCGUGGAGUAUCUGCUGAGUAAGUACCCCACCGCGGGCUUGAAACCGGAGGGCAUGCGCGCUAUGCUUGGGCGCUUUGGUCUGAGUGGGCAACACCACCUCACGCCCAUCUGCAAACUAUCCGGUGGUCAAAAGGCGCGUGUGGUGUUUACCUCGAUUGCGCUCAUGCAACCCCACAUCCUCCUGCUGGAUGAGCCUACUAACCAUCUGGAUAUGCAGUCCAUCGACGCGCUGUGCGACGCGAUCAGCGAGUUUGAGGGGGGCGUUAUCGUUAUCAGUCACGACGCGCAGCUGCUGUCACGGCUGUGCGAGGACGAGGAGCGCAGCCAAGUGCUCGUGGUGGAGGACGGCAAGAUUCGGCAGUACGCUGGCGACUUCGAAGACUACCGAGCGGAACUCAUUCGUGAGAUCACUGCUGAGCUGGAUGAGGAAUAAAAGGGGGGACGGCCAAAUCUGUUUCCGGGUGCCACGCACGGCAAGGGGGCGGAGGAGGGUGAGAGUAUUGAUUGUGCUAUGUUGCAGGAUGCAGCAGCAGGGUUUUCGAGUGGGGAGCCGUCAGUUAAGCGAGGAGAGGGGACUGUCCGAGGUCGUAGCGCAUGAGAGCUGUAUGUCCGGCAGCUAAUGCAUGCCCAGAGGCCACUUGCCCGCGGGUGUACGUAACUCCUUGACCAGUUUUGGGCGGGGCCUUCAAACAUGGAGAUGUUCGGUCAGAUGAGUGCGAGAUUGUGGCAUUGGCUGGACAGGAAGUAUGCAUGGUCUCUGAAGGGGGUUUGCUUCUUAGGUAGCGAUGAGGGCUGGGUGCAUUAGGUUUACGUCUGCGAAGCGGGUGGAGUGAUUGGUGCGCUUGCGAUUUCCGACCGUGAGGGGAGUGUGGGUAUGUGUGCGGAGAGGGUGCGUGGCCAUAUUGCGAUAUGACUGAAAUCUGCGUGCUGUUAUGACUAGUAAGGUUUGGGGAGCGUUUGUUCACGGCCUGAAUUGGGUUCUUCCCGUGCAGUAGGUAAUACCUGUAAGAACUCAGUCAACCAC
Molecule: messenger RNA, 2691 nt
Organism: Volvox carteri f. nagariensis
Lineage: Eukaryota; Viridiplantae; Chlorophyta; Chlorophyceae; Chlamydomonadales; Volvocaceae
Exons: 15
Coding region: 1-2100 (699 amino acids)
Molecular function (GO): ATP binding; ATP hydrolysis activity
Source: RefSeq, a predicted model, not a curated record